This is a messenger RNA of Malaya genurostris, 1712 nucleotides long. It is a transcript of the gene Pex14, whose product is annotated as peroxisomal membrane protein PEX14. The transcript is spliced from 5 exons. NCBI's taxonomy places the organism in Eukaryota, Metazoa, Arthropoda, Insecta, Diptera, Culicidae. Gene Ontology annotation, cellular component: peroxisomal membrane; peroxisomal importomer complex. The coding region runs from base 352 to 1179 and encodes 275 amino acids. Gene Ontology annotation, molecular function: signaling receptor binding. Gene Ontology annotation, biological process: protein import into peroxisome matrix, docking. The record is from RefSeq and is a predicted model, not a curated record.
CCUGAUACUGCCAGGCCAGGCGAGAAUAAAAACAAAAAUAUUUCAUCCCAUUUGUAUUUAAAAUUCUAUUGAUUUUCUACGCUAGCUUUUUUGAGAGAAAUUUUGAAUCUUCAACGAAAACUCGAAAUUAUAUUACGUUUACUUGUACACUAGUAAAAAUAAGAAUAUACUUCAAAAUAAUUUCAUUAGGAAUUAUAAAAACAAGUGAUUGUGCUACAUUUAACAAACUGACUGAUAACAAGAGACUGUUGAGAUUAGUACGCAAGGGGUAGCGUACUUGCCAGAAAAUUCAAUUUGACGCUUGGUAGCAUUGAUACUCAUCUCAACAUUAAUCUCUCGGUGGAAAUCAAUAUGAGCGAAGGCGAAGGCACUCCACCUGCUGCAUUGAUUACGGAGCCGGUGGCUCCGCCAAUUGUGCCACCACGAGAACAUUUGAUAUCCACCGCAAUUAAGUUCCUCAAUAACCCAAAUGUAUUGCGUAGUGCCAUCAAUCAGAAGCAAGCGUUUUUAAGGUCCAAAGGUCUCAGCGAAGAAGAAAUACAACUAGCGUGUGAACGGGCAGGAGUUUUCACUAAUGAUCCGAGUAUGCAAAACCAUAAAACGGUGAUUAAUAUGGGUGUCGGAUCGACCGGCUAUUCCGCGGCACAUUAUGCGAUUCAGCCACAUCAGACGUGGUUCGGCAAGAUCAAGGAAGUGCUGAGCUCGGUAGCACUUUUGAGUGGAGUAAUGUACGGAGUUUACCUAUUCUACAAGAAAUUCGUAGAACCUGUGAUUUUCCGAAACAAAAAGAAAAAACCGGUUGAUGAACAAAUCGCUGAGCUGAACAAAACCGUAGAGAUAAAAAUAGACAAACUUAAUUCAGAGUUAAUAAAAAUCAAAGACGAGCUCAACCGUGUAAAUCAGUCCCAGUCAGCCACCAAAGAACUUUCAAAUUUCAAAACAGAUCUAGAUUCCAUCAAGGGACUGCUCUUGAACAGGAAACAAUUUGCAUCUCCCAAUCUUCCAGUGUUACCACCUUCUAUCCCGGCAUGGCAACUUCAAUCGCAGUCGCAAGAACGAACUCCUAACAGUGAGGGCGAACCGGAUAAGAAUGACGAUAAUGACACUGGCUCAGGAUCCGGUUCCAGCGAGCACGAUGCGGUUCUGAAAAACAGUGACAGCAGUCUAGAGAUAAUGUAAUGUUUUGCUCCGACAGUAUGCUUACUGCUCUGGGGCAGGUGCAGGAAUGAAUUCUUUUCUUUCUUUCUUUCUUCACAGAUCAUAAAUUUUGAAAAAGGGAAAUGUUAAAAGGAGCAGAAUAAUGCUGCGUAGAGGUGGAAGAUAUGGAUGGUAAUUUAGAAGAACGGUUUAUUUUAGUUAGAUCAAUAAUACGAUAUUCCGAUUGGUAGAAAAACAAGUGUUUUCAAACCGCAUUCAGGUAUAGUGUAAAGUUUUGUAUUUCGAAUUCGAAUCCCCUUUCGUUAAUUGUGCAUUUAAUUUGAAAUACAGCCAGGAGUGGUACGAUAGUCUAGUAUAAAGAUGGUAAAAUUAUAAAUAUGAGUAAAACCCAUAGCAGUUGAAUGACAAGAAAUAAACUUACUCGUUAAAUUCCGUAUAAUAACCGGCUAUUUUCAUGUCUACGACUACAAAGUAGUGCAAAAAGGAUAAGUUUUGCUUGAUACAAGCCAAUUAUUCCAAUGCUGAAAUAAAUGUGUUUUUUGAGCGAUAAAUAA